This is a messenger RNA of Impatiens glandulifera, 1161 nucleotides long. Its product is annotated as cyclic pyranopterin monophosphate synthase, mitochondrial. Gene Ontology annotation, biological process: Mo-molybdopterin cofactor biosynthetic process. The transcript has 3 exons. The record is from RefSeq and is a predicted model, not a curated record. The coding region runs from base 158 to 856 and encodes 232 amino acids. Lineage: Eukaryota; Viridiplantae; Streptophyta; Magnoliopsida; Ericales; Balsaminaceae.
AGCUUUCACUGCUGAUUACAUCUGCUAUCCGUUUCCCUUAAACCCUAAAUCUUUCUUUGUGCCCUAAAAUCGGGUUUGCAACCUAAAUUAUUAUACUUCAAGUUGGCUGCUUUGCUUCAGAAGUUUCAUUACAUAGACAAUUCUCAGUCUGUUCAGAAUGAUUCUUCGUCAAUUUGGGACUAAAAUCCAUCUCUCAAGAAGGUUAUUUAGCAGCAGCGGCGAUCGUGAUAUCGUGAAUGCCAUAGCUGAGCUUAAUAAGGAAAUGGAACAUCUUUUUGGAGAAUCUCCCGUCUCCGGUCCUACAAACCCUAGUUCAGAAAACCCUAUAUUCCAAGAAGAUAGUUCUUUUCCAUCUCCUUCAAAAACAAUGAGUGAAACUAGAUUGACCCAUGUUGAUACAAAGGGAGAAGCUCAAAUGGUAGAUGUCUCCUCAAAAGAAACCACUAAACGGGUAGCAAUCGCAAGUUGCAAAGUGAUUCUUGGUAAAUCAACAUUUGAUCUAGUUUCAUCGAACCAGAUGGGUAAAGGUGAUGCCAUUAGUGUAGCUCGGUUAGCAGGCAUAAUUGGGGCAAAACAGACUAGCAAUCUAAUACCCUUAUGCCAUAACAUCAAUCUGAGUCACGUUCGUGUGGACUUAAAUCUAAAUCCUAGCGAUUUUAGUAUUGAUAUUGAAGGUGAAGCUUCUUCGAGUGGGAAAACUGGCGUGGAAAUGGAGGCUAUGAUGGCUGUUAGUGUUGCUGGACUUACGGUUUAUGAUAUGUGUAAGGCUGCUUCGAAGGGUAUCGAGAUUACGAAUGUUAGGCUUGAGAGGAAGAGUGGGGGGAAAAGCGGGGAUUGGUUUAGAGGGACAAAAUGAUAAACACAAAAAAGAAUAAAAAAAGCUUCUUUGAUUCUCAUUUCUCAUAAACAUGAUUGGAUCAUUAUAAUGGCUUUGUAGGGUUUAAUCCAUGUGAAUGUGAGGUAUGUUCUUUCAUGCCUAAAUGUUAUCUAUUAAAGAGUGUUGAAAAUCGAGGAAAGUAGCAAAGAUUUCGUGUUGGGUUGAGUCAUUUUUGUGACUUUUCUAACUUUAUAUGUAUCUAGAUUAAAUUUUGUUUAAAUAAAUUGUGUAAUUUGUUUUUGUACUAAAAUUAAGAAUAACAAGGAACUUUUAUUUUUAUUUCA